Molecule: messenger RNA, 1472 nt
Organism: Cryptococcus deneoformans JEC21
Lineage: Eukaryota; Fungi; Basidiomycota; Tremellomycetes; Tremellales; Cryptococcaceae
Product: transaldolase, putative
Exons: 5
Coding region: 251-1390 (379 amino acids)
Biological process (GO): carbohydrate metabolic process; pentose-phosphate shunt, non-oxidative branch
Cellular component (GO): intracellular anatomical structure
Molecular function (GO): transaldolase activity
Source: RefSeq, a predicted model, not a curated record
ACCACAAUAAAUAAGGCGAACGGCGCAAUGAGUUAGUGCCUGAUAAACGGGAGAUCACCUUUUGGCCUUGUGUCCCCGUAGAAUACUCGGCGAAUGGCAAAUAUGACUAGACUUCAUGGUCUGCGUGCGAAUGGCCUGGGGGCAUGAUAUAAGAGCAAGGGCUUUUGUCAGUUUGCUGUCUUCUUUCCCAUCCCCCUAGUAUCUAAUAACAACUCUGCGGACUAAACGAACAUUACUGCAUCAAAUUAAGAUGAUCUCACGACCCGAACUCACUCUUCUCGAGCAGCUUGAAGCUACUGGGGUCAAAAUCGACACCGACUCCAUGGAUCCCAAGGUGGCUGCGAACUUGCCUAUCAAAGCCCACGAUAUGACCUCCAACCAGCUUUUGACCGAUGAGCAGCUCAAGAAUCCCGAGAACAAGGAACUUGUGGAGAAGACGAUUAGAGAACUCAAGGGCGCGAAUUGGUUUGACGUCCAAACUGUUUUGACCGCUCGAUUUGCAAAGAGAGUCAUCCCUUACAUCCAGGGCCGUGUCCUUGCUCAGACUACUCCGACCAAGGCUUUCGACAAGGACGCCAUCAUUUCCCACGCUCGUGCUUACGACAAGGCCUUCCAAGCUGAGGGUAUCUCUCGUGACCGAUACUGCGUCAAAGUACCCGCCACUACUGCCGGUGUCCAGGCAGCGAAGAUUCUCAACGAAGAGGGUAUCAGGACGCUCGGUACCUCGCUCUUCUCCCUUGCCCAGGCUAUCGCUUGCUCUCAAGCCGGCAUGCUGUCCAUUAGCCCCUAUUACAACGAGGUGCGAGCCCAUGUUGAUUCCUCUCUUUGGCCCGACGUGGCAGACCCCGCUACUCAGCAUCCCAUGUCAUUCCGCGUAAGACACAUUCGCGAAACUUAUGAUCGAUUGGCCAAGGAGACUGGUAAAGUCCAGCCACUCAUCAAGGGGGCCUCGUACAUCACCGCACGCGAAGUCAUGGCCAUGCCGGAACUUGGCGUCGAGCACGUUACUCUCCUUGUCGGCCCCAUGGAAGACCUCUGUUCGACUUCUCGCUUGCCAGAAUACCGUAAAGGCGGCGAGUGGCAGGUUCGUGUUCGCUCAGAGCUCGACAAACCUAAUGUCAAAUGGGCCACUUGGUCUGCCCCCGAGCCUUCUGCUUCGAAGAAGAGGAUGGCAGAAAUGGCAAAAUCAGACCCAUACAGCGAUUUGAUGCAGAAGCACUGGAAGAUGGCCAGCACUGAUGUAGAUUAUUUGGCGGAUGGGGUUUUGGAUAAGUAUAAUGAGGAGGACGAGGUUACUAAAGUUCGCUUGAGGGAUGCUUUGGAGCUCUUCAAGGGUGGAGAGGCGGAGUCGAAGGUUGAGAUUGAAAGGCUGCAGAAGCUGUACGCUUAAGUCAUGUUCAUACUGCUGUGGCUCCUUCCCGUGUAACGUAGUGAUGUGUAUAGAAGUGUUUAUGGUUGCAGGAAUGAAAACU